UGAUGACUCGCACUUCGGGUUGCUACAACGCUACUUGGCUAACAUAGUUGAUGUAAUUUAUAUGGUGGGAAGGACUAAAAUGUCAAGUGUUUUGCUUGAUUUACAAAACCUGAACCAGAAGCCUCAAAUCAACUCCAAUUGUGACAGAUCAGAAAAUGAGAAGGCUGAUACAUUCGCCGAGCCAUACACGAUGACAAAAACACCAGGAAAGUCAUCUGCGUCUCAUGCAGUGUCUGUAGAGUCCCAACACAACAUGGGGUCUCUGACUACACCCACAAAGGGAAGAGACGUUUCUGCUUGUGAACCCUGGACCCCAACCUCCAACCUCAAAAUCCUUCUCAGCGCAGCCAGCCCAGAGAUAAGGAACAGAGCGAAAGAGAUGUGCAUCGACGACACUGAAAUCACACGGCCAAGCAGCUGCCUUCAGGAGCCUGGGUUUGGAGAAGAAUCAGAAAAACUAAUAAUAAGCCGGAAAGAGAAGAGCCUGGGUUUGCUCUGUCAUAAAUUCCUUGCACGGUACCCAGAUUACCCUAACCCUGCUCUCAACAACAACAUCUGCCUUGAUGAUGUGGCUGGAGAGCUUAACGUGGAAAGGAGGCGCAUCUACGACAUCAUGAAUGUGCUGGAGAGCCUGCACAUGGUGAGCCGGCUAGCCAAGAACCGCUACACGUGGCACGGCCGGGCCAACCUGUCACAGACACUGGCCACGCUGAAGAGGGUGGGUGAGGAGCACAGGUACAGCGAGCAGAUGCAGCACAUCAAGCAGAGGAGCUGCGAGAGGGACUUCGAUCUCGAUGGGGAGGAGAAGGAGAAUGAGAACGUGCAGCCCCUGGCCGAUGGUGAGGGCGAGUGGGGGCAGAAGGAGAUGUUUUUUGUGGAGCUGCCCGGCAUGGAGUUCAGAGCUGCCUCUGUCAAUAGCCGGAAGGACAAGUCAUUGAGGGUCAUGAGCCAGAAGUUUGUCAUGCUGUUCCUUGUCUCCACCCCUCGGGUGGUCAGUCUUGAAGUUGCAGCAAAGAUCCUUAUCGGAGAAGAUCAAGUGAUUGACCUGGACAAAAGCAAGUUCAAAACCAAGAUCCGCAGGCUGUAUGACAUCGCCAAUGUGCUGAGCAGCCUGCAGCUGAUUAAGAAGGUCCAUGUCACAGAGGAGAGAGGAAGGAAGCCAGCUUUCAAAUGGACAGGCCCUGAAGACUUCCCCAAUAUCAAAGCAGAGAGUCCCCCAACCACUAUGUCCACCGGAGCAGGGACAUUGGAGUCCAGAGCCUCGUUAGAGAACUGCACAAAAAAUCUUUUCUCCCCUGGAACAAAGCGCAGUUUCACCCGACACCCAUCUCUGGUCAAGCUGGCCAAGAGCAUUCAGGACGACCGUAGGAAGAUCAACUCAGCCCCGACCAGUCCCAUUAAAGUUACUCCAGAUACAGAUUUCUAUCCAAGCAAAAUGGCCCAGCUGGCAGCUAUCUGUAAAAUCCAGCUGGAUGAGCAAUCAAAAAAAAGUGAAAGAAAAUCCACUCCUGCUGCUGGAAAUGCUCCUAAACCAGAGGAAAAGGCUGCUGAAAGUGUCAGGGCAGCAGAACCAGUGUUGACUGCAGAGCCAAAUGGGAGCACUCUGCGGGCACAGUUCCCUGUCCAGUCUGUGGGGGCGCUGUCGUGCAUCUCCUCUCAGUAUUCCCCACUCAUCCCCGUGCUGCUGCCCCAACACCCCAUGGGCAGGCCCUAUGCUGUGUACAUGCAGCCUGGCUCUGUGAAGCCACACCCCUCCAGCCUAGCAGUGCGCUCCAUGACAUUUGAGGAAAAGAGCGGAGGUCUGUGUGACGGUACCAAGGAGAGUGGCACUCUCAGCACACCUACACUCACUGGGACAUCAGACAUCAGUGCCACUCAGACACAGGUGACCAAUCCUGUGCUUCAAAAUACUGACACCGCCCACUCACCCAAAAGCCCUGCCUCUGUGCUCAAAAGGGUCUGUGCUGAAAGAAUUCCAGAGAACAGUCCCUCCAAAGCUUUGAAGACUCAGAACAUUUCAGAGGGCUCCUCUCCUGUCCAGGCAAAGCCAUGUGCGAACCUCCAGGCACGGCUGAAGGCUCGCAGGGGCCUGGUCUCCAGCCGGCCCUCGCCUCGCGCCCUGCAUCUGGACCCAGAGUUCAUCAACACGCCGGAGAGCACAGCCGCGGAGAGGCUGGACCAGAGCGUGGAGAGGUUCCUGGAGAGGGAUGAGAAAUUUUCGCCGUUGGACAGCGAGGCAGGGCACACACCCCUCCAAGCCGUCCCAGUGCAGGAGAUUGCCAUGCUUCCAGCGAAUCUGAACACUGAGACUCUGAUACCAACAGGCUACCUGAUUCCCAUAUCCCAGCAGUCCCUCAUCAGCUACAAAGAUUGUCAGAGUUCCAGCGGGGAGGGUGCUAAGGCUUCCACUCCCAGCCACAAUGCACAUCAGACCCCCACAGCAGGGUCCGCGCCAGCCGGCACCCAGGAGUUCACCCCGACCCGGUUCUCCAUCCAGCGCCCCAUGUCCGUGUCCGUCUCACCCAUCCCCUCAUUCGCACCUGGGCACCGCAUCAACAGCCCCAGCCCCGCCAUCCUCAACUUCACCCUGCAGAACCUGGGCCUCAUCCCAACGGGCAGCUCAGGGGGCAUGCCCCCGUCCCACAAGCAGGCCAGCCCUGUGCCCGGCCACUCAGGCCUCCAGCAGGCCAGCAUGAUUUUCGUCAAGCCCAUGUCCUCCGUGGCCCUCCAGACUCCGCUACAUGGGCAGCCAGUCACCCUCCUGAGCCUACAGCAGCCCCUGCUGGCCACUCCCAAAGGGACCCAACCUGUCCAGCACAGUUUCUUCCACACCCCGGGCUCCAGCCUCUCCCCCCUGGCCACUGUGACUACCCCUGCUGGCCAAACGUCCUGCAGGACUGUUUACAUUCCCCAGAGGAAGCUUGACGUUGGCGCUGAAGAUACCUUAAGGCCCACUGCCACAGAGCCUGUGCUGCUAAAUGGCCUGCAUCAAUGAGCCUCUGUAGGUGUAAAUCCUGUCAUCCCUUUCACUGUUGCUCUCGGCUCUGUGGCACUGCAGCUCGCAUGGCUUUCAUUGUGUCAUGUCCUCAGCAGUGUUUGGACACUGCCACCAUAACAGAA
Megalops cyprinoides (Indo-Pacific tarpon) is the source of this 3120-nucleotide messenger RNA. It is a transcript of the gene e2f8, whose product is annotated as E2F transcription factor 8. The coding region runs from base 62 to 2995 and encodes 977 amino acids. The transcript has 14 exons. Gene Ontology annotation, biological process: regulation of transcription by RNA polymerase II. The record is from RefSeq and is a predicted model, not a curated record. Gene Ontology annotation, molecular function: DNA-binding transcription factor activity, RNA polymerase II-specific; RNA polymerase II cis-regulatory region sequence-specific DNA binding. NCBI's taxonomy places the organism in Eukaryota, Metazoa, Chordata, Actinopteri, Elopiformes, Megalopidae. Gene Ontology annotation, cellular component: RNA polymerase II transcription regulator complex.